AUGGCUCGAGCUAUGAGAUUGGUCCUGGGACUGCUUCUGGUGACAGCUCUGACGAGCUCAGUGAGCGCUCGGAGGAUGCCUCUAAGUGGCCCGAAGCCCUUGGUGAAGCGAUCAAUGCUGGAUGACCCUGCUGCCGCUGACGCUCCCUAUGCCGCAACCACCUGGUGCGCCACCUUGGACUGCCUCGUGACAGCCAUGACCGCAGCACAGGGCCAAAACAACAGCAUGAUCGUGGUUACUGACAACAUCGACCUGAACGGCCAGCCCCUCCCCGCCGUUGUUAACAAGCUGGAGGUUAUGGGGAACUGCCCUGACGGCUGCUGCUGGAUCGACGCGCACGACCAGAGCCAGAUCUUUGUGGUGUCUAGCACGGGCCUGUUCACAUCGCACAUGCUGGAUAUGCGCCACGGAAAGGCUGCUGGCUGCGGAGGAGCCGUCUGGGUGUCCCAGGGGGGGCGCGCCGGCUUCUUCGGCUCCAAGUUCAAGAACAACACCGCAGCUAUGGGAGCCGCCGUCUGCUUCGACAAGGGCGCCAGGGGCUUCUUCAAGCAGGGCAGCUUCAAGGACAAUGUGGCUUCCGUUUCCGGCGGAGCCGUGUUUGAGGACCAGAACGUGUGCGUAACUUAUGUUGAGACCAACUUCGCGAGCAACAAGGCCGCCAACGGAGGCGCCAUCGCGGUCAGCAGCGACAGCUCCGCUGACGUUCAGUACAGUCUCUUCACCGCCAACUCCGCGACGACCCGGGGAGGAGCUAUCGACGCCGCUACAGGGUCCACCAUUAGCGUCACCAACACGCAGUUCACCGGUUCCAACGCUCCCAACGGAGCUGAUGCUAGCCUGGCCACUGGGGUCGCCAACUCCUUCAUCAAGAACACGUACUCUGCUCCCGGAUCCGUUGUCAACGGCAACAUCUGCACCACUGGCGGCGGCCCCCCUCUGCAGCUGGAUCCCCAACGACUGCCAGAUGCCCCUGAUGCCCUUCCCGGUGCCGUCUCCCUCCCCCUCCCCCCAGCCAUCCCCGUCCGCCUCUCCAAUCCCCUCUCCUUCCGCUUCCCCUAUCCCCUCCCCUUCAAGCUCCCCCACCCCCCCCUCUCCCUCACCUUCCAGCUCUCCCGUUCCCCCUCCCCCUCUCCUUCCACGCUCUCCAAUCCCCCCUCUCCGUCGCCGUCAAGCUCUCCCGUCCCCCCUCCCCCUCCUCCUUCCAGCUCCCCACUCCCCCCUCUCCUUCUCCUUCUAGCUCCCCCUGCCUUCUCCUUCCGCCUCCCCGCCCCUGUCCCGACCACCAGCGCCCCUGUCCCGACCACGGCGGUCCCCACUAUCGCACCGACCACUCCCGCCCCGACCACUAAGGCCCCUGUCCCGACCACUAGCGCCCCUGUCCCGACCACGGCUGCCCCGACUGUCGCACCCACAAUGACCCCGGCGCCCACCCCGGUUGCCACGCGCCCGCAGCCCUGCAUCAGCAACGGGACGUCCGUGAAGGGGGACCCCCAUUUCAUCGGCAAGCACGGCGAGAAGUUCGACUUCAUGGGCGAGGCGGGCAAGGACUACUGCCUGAUCGCGGAUAAGCAGAUGCACAUCAACAUGCACGUCUUCGCCGGCCGGAGAGAGGGCACCACUUACAUCUCCGAGAUCGGCAUGCUCAUCGGCACCGAUGAGAUCUACGUCGCCGCAAAGUCCGCCGACACCGCCGGGUGGAAGGACUACCAGGGCCAGGUCCUCGUCAACGGGGUCGAGCUGCCCGCGUCUGACUUCAGCAUGACGCUUGCGGACGGCCUCAGCGUUACGCGCACCCGGACGUCCGUGCGGGUGGUCAAGGCGGACUUGCUGGAUGUCACCCUCGACAUCGCGCGCGCGGCGUUCUGGGAGAACGGGCCCGGCCAGAACUUCAUCAACUUCAAGGUUUCCACGCUCAGCGCGACCCCCAGCGUGCACGGCGUGCUGGGCCAGACCUACCGGGAGACCGCCAAGACGUACCAGAAGCUGUCCAACGGGCCCGAGUACAAGAAGCUGCGCGCCAACGGGAUGCCUUUCUUCGUGGACGGAGAGGAGGACGACUACCAGACGUCCGGCAUCAUGGCGGCGGACUGCAAGUUCGCGCGCUUCGCGCUGACGGAGUCCACCGUUUCCGCCGGCGGCAGGAAGCUAUUGGGUUUCUAG
Klebsormidium nitens is the source of this 2160-nucleotide messenger RNA. The record is from the annotation of a GenBank genome assembly. Lineage: Eukaryota; Viridiplantae; Streptophyta; Klebsormidiophyceae; Klebsormidiales; Klebsormidiaceae.